Messenger RNA from Ambispora leptoticha, 1506 nucleotides. The record is from the annotation of a GenBank genome assembly. NCBI's taxonomy places the organism in Eukaryota, Fungi, Glomeromycota, Glomeromycetes, Archaeosporales, Ambisporaceae.
AUGUGUGGCUUUUAUCGUAGUUCUUAUACCGAUGCUACAGGCAGCAAAAAAUAUUUAGCUACCAACCAAUUCGAAGCUACCGAUGCUCGUCGUGCUUUUCCUUGUUGGGAUGAACCAGCAAUCAAAGCUACUUUUGAUGUUACUUUGAUAGUCCCGACAGAGCUUGUGGCAUUGAGUAAUAUGAAUAUGGCCUCUGAAAAGCCACUUGUGACGUUUAUCGUUGGAGAUUUGGCUUAUAUCGAGAAAUAUACAUCUGGUGAAUACAAUGAUAAAAAACCAGUCCUUGUCCGAUUUUAUGCAAUUAAAGGGUCUGAGAAACAAGGAGAAUUCGCAUUGGAUGUCGCGACUAAGGCACUUGACUAUUUUGCUCGAGUCUUCAAAAUCUUAUUUCCCUUGCCGAAAUUGGACAUGGCUGCAAUUCCUGAUUUCGAAAUAGGUGCUAUGGAGAAUUGGGGUCUUAUCACGUUUCGUACAGUUGCAAUUUGUUUUGACCCAAAAGCAUCUGACGCGCGAUAUAAACAACAUAUAGCCUAUGUUGUGGCUCACGAAUUGGCUCAUCAAUGGUUUGGAAAUCUUUUUACAAUGGAAUGGUGGGAUCAUCUCUGGCUUAACGAAGGAUUUGCUACUUGUGUUGGUUAUUUGGCAAUUGAUGAAAUCUUUCCAGAGUGGGAUAUUUGGGCACAACGUGAUGAUGUCAUGUUCGAAGCUUUAAUACAUGCAAAAAUGGAUGUUAUCAACAAAAAAAUUAUACUGCAUAAAAGCGAAAAGUGGAAAUUGAUUCUCGUAUCACGAAAAUUAUCAUCGUAUGGUUGGGAGUAUCCUGAGAAUGAAGAUUAUCUGACUGCAAUGUUAAGAACCUUGGCUAUUAAAAGUGCCGGCACAGCUGGAGAUCCAGAAAUUGCUAAGAAAGCUACGCGUCGUUUUAAACUUUUUACCGAGAAAAAUGAUCAAUCAGUUUUGCAUCCUAACAUCCGACAAGCCGUCUUUGAGAUUGUAUUAAUGCAUGGUGGCGGUGAACAAGAAUUCGAUGCAAUUUUGAACAUUUUUAGAAACGGUCCAAUAGUUGAUCAAAAGCUUGCCGCAUUGUCUGCUCUUGGUUUUAUGCAACAGCCUAAAUUGGUUCAACGUGCAUUGGACUUUUCCAUUUCUUCAGAAGUUCGUCAUCAAGAUAUUCUCUAUAUUUUUAGAAGCUUGCAAACGAAUCGUAAAUCAAGAAAGCCAUUGUGGAACUUUAUCAAAAAAAAUUGGGAUUUGUUCCAAGAUCAAUAUACAAAAUCAAUUAAAUUAUUCGAAUACAUUAUUAAGUUUAGAACAGACAUGUUCGCAUCAGACGAAACAAUAAUCGACAUAGAGAAAUUCUUUGCUGAUAAGAAUAUCAAGUACUUCAAACGACCACUGCAACAGAGUUUGGAGAAUAUUCGUACGAACGGUGCAUGGUUGAAGCGUGAUAUCAAAGAUGUUGAGAAUUUGUUAGCAGCUAACGGUUAUUUAAAGCAUGUUUCAUAA